CUGAGCACGGACGUCUCUACGAAGAGGCUCGCUCCGUAACGCUAGUCAAUUGUCGCAAACCCCACAGUCAAUUACUGCCUUCCAUUUACAUCGCGAUACUCGUCCCGUCGAGAUAGGAAAUUGGGAAUUUUUGACAUUUUUAACGUACUUAAUAACGUAAUGUGCAGGGCUGAAUGAAUGCCGGUAGCGUCGGGGGUACAAAACAUUUUCCGGUGGCGUGUGUUAGUUACGUAAGUUAUCCGGGGAAAAUCAAUAUCCUAGUCGUAUAAAUAGCGGCGGUUGAGAACAGCUGGCCGAAAGCCAUGCAGCCUACGAGGAUGCGGCGUCCCCGCCGGCACCGCUGGCUGACGGUGUCCAUAUUCUUCAUCGCAUAUUCCGUGUUCCAAGCCGUGAUUGGAAGCCCCUCGGAGCCUGUCAAGGACCUCCCGGAGAACACACCCGUACCGGCUGCUACUGUCAAACUUGAUGAUAAAGAACCAUUGAAAGUGACUCCAAGCGUAGCAACAUUCGGAGAUAGAGUCACAGAUGGCGGUAAAAAGGCUAUGAAGGAAUUGGAUGAGGAGGAAGAAGGGGAAAAGAAGAGACAGAAAGAUGCUGGUUAUGAGGAUGAUAAAGAAACGGCUGAUAUUCGCAAAGAAGAGGAAAUAUUAGAGAUGUCGAUAGCUACGGUACAUCCUCUGAGAUAUAAUUGUACUCCUCCGGCCAUUGAACAGUUCCCCCGACCGCUUAUGGGCCAAAACGCGCGCAAGCACGGCGGGCUCAUCAUACACAUACUUGUGUGUGUGUUCACUUUUAUUGGCCUGGCUAUUGUGUGUGAUGAAUACUUUGUGUGCAGUUUGGAUCGGAUCUGUGAAGAACUAAAGCUAGCGCCCGAUGUUGCUGGUGCGACUUUCAUGGCGGCGGGUUCUUCCGCGCCUGAAUUAGCUACUGUCGUGAUUGGAGUGUUCUGUGCGCAGGAUGAUAUUGGUGUAUCCGGAGUGAUAGGUUCCGCGGUAUUCAACAUAAUGUUCGUAAUAUCUGUCUGUGCGUUGUGCGCGGGCACAGUGUCGCAUCUCAACUGGUGGCCGCUCUGUAGAGAUUGUUUCUUCUAUGCAAUCUCUAUAUUGGUGAUGCUGUGUACGAUUGCAAAUAAUUAUGUUUCUUGGCCGGAAGCGCUGUUCAUGCUGAUAAUGUACGGCGUGUACUGCGUGGCGCUGCGCUUCAACACUGCGCUGGAGGCCUGGGUGCUCACGUGGCCGCUGCCCUUCAAGCUGCCCACUAGGGAGGAACAGGCCGCGCUUGUCACUUACAAAAGUGGCGGCCAACCGCCCGCACCGCCGGCCGCGCCCUACAGCAACGUGGACGGACAGACUAAGGACUCGCCUGUUGACCCCGCUCCGUACAACCCGGGUGGCGCGUACGAGAACGCGGCGUACAACGCGGAGCCGGCGCCCGUGUGGGACCCCGCUAGUGCCUGGGACGAUACCAAUAAUGCUUGGAGCCAGGAGACGUCGCUGCAACAACCAGCUAACCAAAGUUGGAACGUAACUCAACAGCCACAACAACAACAAGACGUACAAACGCCCCAAACGCCGGGACAAGCGGAACAACAACCUCAACAACCACCACAGCCACAACAACAGCCGUACUACAAAGCGAAAGAAUACAACCCAGAGACUGCCGUCGACCCGCUCGUUAAACCCAUUGGAGCCAACUUCGUGCAACUCGCGUGUUGGUACGUCGCGUUCCCGGUGCACUGGUCGUGUCGCCGCACGAUGCCGGACUGCCGCGGGCGGUGGUAUCCCAUCACCUUCAUCAUAUCGAUGCUGUGGAUCUCCUUCUAUUCGUACUUUAUGGUCUGGAUGAUUACUGUUAUUGGCUACACCCUGGGCAUCCCGGACACAGUGAUGGGUCUGACGUUCGUUGCGGCCGGCGUGUCCGUGCCCGACGCGCUUUCUUCACUUGCUGUCAUCAAGGAAGGUUACGGUGACAUGGCGGUAUCCAACGCGGUGGGGUCCAACGUGUUCGACAUCCUCGUGUGUCUUGGUCUGCCGUGGUUCAUACAGACCGCCAUCAUACACCCCGGCAGCCAUGUUAAUGUUAUAAGCAAAGGUCUAAUCUACUCCACUCUAUCCCUAUUCUCGACGGUAAUAUUCCUAGUGCUCGCGACCCACGCGAACGGCUGGAAGCUCGACCGCAAGUUCGGCGCCGUGCUCAUGGUUUGGUACUUGCUGUUCAUUACAUUGGCCAGUCUGUACGAGCUCAACGUGUUCGGCAUAUACCACCCGCCGGACUGUGUGUCCGCGUACUAGACGUUUGACAGGUGACAAGUGACAGCUGACAGUUGGCGGGUGACAGGUGACAGGUGGCGGGUGACGGGUGACAGCUGUCAAGUGGAAGCGGUUUUUUUU
Molecule: messenger RNA, 2390 nt
Organism: Colias croceus (clouded yellow)
Lineage: Eukaryota; Metazoa; Arthropoda; Insecta; Lepidoptera; Pieridae
Product: probable sodium/potassium/calcium exchanger CG1090
Exons: 16
Coding region: 303-2291 (662 amino acids)
Biological process (GO): calcium ion transmembrane transport; intracellular calcium ion homeostasis
Cellular component (GO): membrane
Molecular function (GO): calcium channel activity; calcium, potassium:sodium antiporter activity
Source: RefSeq, a predicted model, not a curated record